AUGUCUGAUGACCAGCACAGGAAACGGUUAACCUUGCGCAGCAAUCGUGGAACCCAGCCGGCGAAGUGCCCCAUUCUGGAGAUCCAUUUUGCGCAGCACAGCGAUAGUGGAAAUUCAGGUGACAGGCACAUAAAGAAAUUCUGGGGAUUCAUCCAUGGCUGCAUUUGGACGGAUGAGCCCGAGCUGCCGCGGUGUACAGGCAAAGAGAAUCUUACCAGCUUCGAAUUUUCCGAGAACACGUAUCUCUCUCCAACAUGGGGUUACAGCAUAUACAAUGCAGUAUACGCCGUGGCUCACGCUCUACAUGCCGCAGUCUCACGUCAUCCUCUGGGCAACGUAGGGGGCUCCCAAUCAUGGCAGCUCCUCCCUUUCUUGACCAACAUGAACUUCACAAACCCCGCUGGAGAGGAGCUGUUCUUCGAUAAGAACGGGGACUUGGCAGCAGGAUAUGACAUUCUGAAAGUGAUCUUUUCGUCCGAUAAAACCCUGUCUCGGGUCCCUGUUGGAUCUUUUCGCCCUCAAGCUGCUUCGGGACGCAAGCUCAUCAUUAACGAGAGCGCACUCCAGUGGGCCAGCAGCUUCAAACAGCUUCCCUAUUCCGUGUGCAGCAAAAAAUGCCUUCCUGGAUAUCGAAAGAAAGUCCGCAGAGGGGAGCCAACCUGCUGCUUUGACUGUGUGCCCUGCACGGCUGGACACGUUUCCAACCAAAGUGACAUGGAAAAUUGUUUGCAAUGUCCGGAAGACCAGUAUGCAAAUGAGAAAAGGGACCAAUGCCUCCCCAAAACCAUCACAUUCCUGGCCUAUGACGACCCACUGGGGCUAACCUUGGCAUCUCUGGCAAUCUCCUUCUCCCUCCUCACCGCUUGCGUACUGGUGGCAUUUGUCCAGUAUCGCAACAGCCCCAUCGUCAGAGCCAACAACCGCCAUCUCAGCUACGUUCUCCUCAUCUCGCUCCUCGUCUGUUUUCUUUCCUCUUUGAUAUUCAUUGGCCACCCUAGGAAAGGGACCUGCCUGCUACGGCAGACAAUCUUUCAGGUUGCUUUUGCUGUGUCCAUCUCUUCCGUCUUGGCCAAAACCAUAACUGUUGUCUUGGCCUUCAAGGGCCCUGAGAUGGGCCACAGACUGAGGACCUGCUUGAGAAAUGGGAUCUCUAAUACUGUUGUCUUUCUCGGGGCCCUCAUUCAAGUCCUUCUUUGCUCUGUCUGGCUGGGAAUGUUACCACAGAGAACAUCUCCUCCUUUCCCUCAGAAUAACACCCAAGCAGAAGUCAGGCACAUCGUGGUUCAGUGUAAUGAAGGAUCCGUAGGUAUCUUCUUCGGCACACUGGGCUACCUGGGUUUUUUGGCCGCCAUCAGCUUCACAGUUGCCUUCUUGGCCAAGAGGUUGCCGGACUCUUUCAACGAAGCCAAACACAUCUCUUUCAGUAUGGUCGUUUUUUGUUGCGUCUGGAUCUCCUUCAUCCCUGCGUACCUCAGCUCUCAAGGGAAGACUGCCGUUGCCAUAGAGAUCUUCUCCAUUUUGGCUUCCAGUGCUGGGAUUCUGGCCUGUAUCUUUACCCCAAAAGUUUUCAUUAUUUUUGUGAGGCCAGACAGGAACAGCAAGGAAUUUCUGACCAGGAAAUGA
Molecule: messenger RNA, 1623 nt
Organism: Sphaerodactylus townsendi
Lineage: Eukaryota; Metazoa; Chordata; Lepidosauria; Squamata; Sphaerodactylidae
Product: vomeronasal type-2 receptor 26-like
Exons: 7
Coding region: 1-1623 (540 amino acids)
Biological process (GO): G protein-coupled receptor signaling pathway
Cellular component (GO): membrane
Molecular function (GO): G protein-coupled receptor activity
Source: RefSeq, a predicted model, not a curated record